CCUCUAAAAUUUGAAGGUUGGAGGUCAUGGAUUCUAAUGGCAAAGCCAUGGACAGCAAUGAUACAUUGGAAUGGAGAGAAGAAGAUUAUUAUCUGCAAAAAGUUCCAACAAAUGACUUCUCUCAGUGCCUAUGGGAUAAUGUGAAUGUAAAUGAGGACAAUUUGAUAUACUUGCUUGAUGAACAAACUCCGAUUAAGGAUUGUGCAGACUUAAGUUACCAAGUUUACGAUGUUGUAGAUAAUGCUAACAAGGGAAUGGAAGACUGCAUAGAGACUUCACAAAUGAAAAGGAGGCGAAUGCUUCAGUUCACUUCAGAUUCUACUGAAACUGACAUUGGCCACGGGCAUUUUACAUCUUUAUAUCUGAAAUCUAAGGUUCGUGAAGAUUCACUGAUGGAAGAUGGCGCAUCGGAGAACCCGGAAUGGGAUUCUCAUUGGAAUUCAAGUACUCGAGAUGAUGGAAGCACCUUUGAGAUUGAAGGUUGGGAUCUGGCAUCAGAGGGAUGGCUCGCAAAUUGCCUUGACAAUAGUGAGAUGCAUUGCAGCCUCAAUGAGAUGGAUGAUUGCAUGGUGACCGAUGACCAAGUUGAUCCUUCAGAAAUCAUUAAACAUGAGACGGAAACAGAUGCCCUGCGAGAGACGCCCAAUCCCUCACCCAUCAAGAUUAUUAAGGGCAGGACCUCUUUCCUUAGAACUCCAAAGAAAUUGGUUACUCCUGUUGCUUACCCUUUUGCACUCAUAAAACCAUGCGGAGUUCAAGGAGACGUGACUUUGAGGGAUAUAAAUCAAAGGAUUCAUGCUCCGCCACCAUCAAGAUCAAAGAACAAGAUGGACGAUGAUCCUUCAUCGUCUUUUCCGACUUCAGCUUUUUCUGGAAAGCCUGUCGUUCUCAAAACGAAGAUCCACACUGAAGGUGGAAAGGGCAGCAUUACUAUCAUGAGAACCAAAGGCUGAGUAGAUAAGCAUAUAUUUUUCUUGUAUCUUUUGUGUUGUGGCCUUUCUCUCAUGCAUCUCAUUUUGUCUUAGUUUUGCAUGAUAAGCUUUGGCCGGGCCUGGGUGUUAUGUGAAUGUAUUAUAUGGAAUCCUUGUUACUGCCAAUAAUACUUUUGUUAGUGGAACCUUAUGUUCAAGCUAGUUCAAGCCAAGUUUUCAUUU
Messenger RNA from Asparagus officinalis (garden asparagus), 1154 nucleotides. RefSeq names its product protein XRI1. NCBI's taxonomy places the organism in Eukaryota, Viridiplantae, Streptophyta, Magnoliopsida, Asparagales, Asparagaceae. Bases 27 to 953 code for a protein of 308 amino acids. Gene Ontology annotation, biological process: female meiotic nuclear division; male meiotic nuclear division. The record is from RefSeq and is a predicted model, not a curated record. The transcript is spliced from 9 exons.